GCAGUCGCCUUGGCAACACAAGCAUAAGGGGCGGGCGCAAGAGAGUGGCAGCCAAUUGUGCGAGGCGGGCUCGACGCGAAGAGCCAAUGGCGACGCCGCUAGGAUCCCCUCAGAAGGGCGAGGCGGCGGCGGCGGCCUUGAAAAAGCGCGAGGAGCCGGCUGUGCUGGCCAUGGCGGCGCAGCUACGAAGGGGUCUGUUGAGUCGUGGCCUGUGAAACUCCCCGCCACUGGCUUAGUGGCAACGUGUGACGAACCGGCUUUCCUCCUCCUUGGGCUUGUGCUCCACUCGUGCGCGGCUCCAGCUGCACGUGUGCAUGAGAUGCUAAACCACCUGAAGAAAGACAUGAUAGUAGAUCAUGGCAAGACCCGCAGCCUGUUGAAUGGUCCACGGGGACCUCUGCAAGAAAUCAGCAACAGGAUGGUGACCCAAAGACCCAAAGGAUUCAAGGAUCCCAAUUCAUUCUCUAUGGAAGUGGAAUUGUGCCAAGCCUUUUCUGAAAUGCUGCGGGGCAAUAUAGAAGAUAUUGAUGCUGGAGACAGGGAGGACCCCCAGAUGUGCAGUGACUACGUGAAGGAUAUCUACCAGUACCUGAGGCAACUGGAGGUCCAGCAGCGUGUCUUUCCCUUCUACCUUGAUGGCACAGAGAUCAGUGGGCGGAUGCGGGCCAUUCUUGUUGACUGGCUGAUCCAGCUCCAUGCAAGGUUCCAACUUAUGCAGGACACUCUCUACAUGUGUGUGGCCAUCAUAGAUCGCUUCUUGCAAGCUCAGCCUGUCUCCCGCAAGGAACUGCAGUUGGUUGGUGUUACUGCGAUGCUUCUGGCUGCAAAAUAUGAAGAGAUCUAUCCACCAAGUAUUUUAGAUUUUGUCUACAUGACUGACCGAGCAUACACACCGACUCAAAUCCGGGCAACGGAGCAGAAGAUCCUUAAGGAGCUUAACUUUGCCUUAGGAAGACCGCUACCACUCCACUUCCUGAGGCGGAUAGCCAAAGUUUCUGAUGCAUCUGCUGAAUCGUACCUGCUAGCAAAGUACCUGAUGGAGCUGACCCUUUUGGACUACAAUAUGGUGCAUUAUAAUCCUUCAGAGGUUGCAGCUGCAGCAAUUUGCCUGUCUCGGAAGGUCUUCUCAGAAGGCCAGUGGAACCCCAAGCUGUGCUAUUAUACUGGAUAUGAAGAGGAGGGUCUUACCCCUGUUAUGGAGCACAUGGCCAAGAAUGUUGUCAGAGUCAACAGGAAUCUAACAAAAAACCUUGCUGUCAAGAACAAAUAUUCUAGCAGCAAAUUCCUGAGGAUCAGCACUAUCCCUCAGCUGAACUCCAGCAGCAUUAAAGACUUUGCAGCGCCUUUGCUGGGUGAAGCCAGGCAGCUGAUGUGAGCACUGCCCAAUCAUUACAUGGAAGAAAAUAUGCCGUUUUUGGAUGUGGCCUUCUGGAGGUCUUUUUAAGGUGAAUGCUUUAGAGUUGCUCUUAAACAAAUAUUCCAUAUUCUUGUACAUAAUAAAGAUAUUGUAAAAAAAAAUAUGUCCUUUUACAAAAACGAAAAGCAGGAGUCAUAAUGGCAUUACCAAGGCAGAGCAACACUUUGCUAGCCUGGCAGUCUUGCAAGUCCAUCCAUUCUUUCUAGCUGUCCUUCUUACUGUGCUGCUUGGGCUUCCCAGGGUAAGUGAAAGCCCGAGAGGGCCAGGAGGCAGCUUCCUUUCUUGUUUCUGCUCCACAGCAUUUCAAUGCCUUGAAAAUGUUGCACAUCUCCUUAUGCACAGAAGCCAGAAGUGGUCCCCUCACUGCAGUGUGUUUUCUUGGCCAACAAUGAUUUGCUGUUCUUGGCCAGACACUGAUUAAGACUUGAGGGUGAAGCAACCUUCUGCUGCCCCCACCCCCAAAUGAAAAUGAUGCACUGAGCCAGAAACAGGCCAAGAGAAAAUGUUUUUGGUCAUUUUCAGCAUUUUUUGUAACCAAAUUUAAACAUCUGGAAUAAAUGACAAGUGAAGCAAUUCUGCUUUUCAUUCCACCUUCACACCUUGUUACAAUUUGCCUUCUAUACAGUUUAGGAGAUGUGAAACUGACGGUGUUAAAAUACCUGUAAGUUACCGCUGGUUUUGUGUUUGUGCAUCAGUAAGAAUUCCACAGUACCUUACUAAAGGAUAGUAUUUGAAAUAUUUUGCUUCUUGAAAAUGAGAAGCUCUGGGCAAAGCCUUAGCUUUACUCUACCAUUUACAAAUAAGUUUAAGCAGCCUUUACUGCUGAGGCUGGAGGCUGGUUAAGCCAUCAUUUUCAAUCUUGUCAAACCCAUGGCCUGAAAUCCUGGUGUUUUUUUUGGGGGGGGGGAAGGAUUGGUCCAUGUGUGUGCAGGUUUAGGUAAAAUGGGACAAUUAGAGAUUAACAAAGCCUCACGAACAAGGUGCCCAAUCACUCCUAGUCCUCCUGCCCCUGGUGUCUGAAUACAGCCUGAGCCUUGAUUGUAGGAUGCUGUGGGAAGGGGAUAGACAUGUGGGGGGGGGGUUUGCUGUUCUUUCUCUGUAAGCUUGUUGGUACCAUCCUUAGUAUUUCUGACUGUAGCAUUUAAAUCUUGUAUUGUGGCAGAGUGUGUUGAACUUCUGGUGGUAGCAGCUACCUUUAAAAGUUUAGCGUUUCUGGAAGCCACUUGAAAACACUUCUGUCUUCCUGCUCCAGUGCUUUGCUGCAGCUAGAUUUGAGAUUACGUGCUUCUGAGCUCCAUUCUUCUACUACAUUUGACAGAGCAGAGGUCCUAUGACACAGAACUUCCUGAUGUUGCUUAGAUUUGUUCUGGAGCAGAAGCAGCUAAAUAUGCAUGAAAGCAGCAUGAAUGUUUUUAUUCUCAAGGCAUCUGUCAUGGUGGAAGGACCUAAUGCUGUACAAAGAGAAGGGUGGCUGGAGCUGGCCCCAUCUGCAGAUCCCUCAGGACAAGGCAAGGUUGGUGCAGAGUCUGGCAGGCUCUUGGCCACGGAGGAUGGGCCAGCAGCCAUAAGAUGCAGAGCAAGCGGAACCCGCCACAUCCUACCAACCACCUUGAUGAGACCUCCAGGGAUUGAAUGUGUCUUGGUCCCCCUGCGUACAAAGCAGAUACUCUGCCACUAGGGCUGCGGUCCCUUUCUCGGAACACCUUUUAUGCUUCAGCUGCAAUGUGUACUGUUAAGCAGUACUUUCCACUAACAAGAGCAUAACUCCCACUUGCGAUAAAAGCCCCCCACACUGCUGCGGUAGUUCCUAUGUUUUUAUUGAUGAUGGUUGAGAAGAGAAUGGAUAAAUUAACAUGCAUUGGGUAAGCAACAGCUUUUGUGGCUGAUGGGAAAGGCAGCUGGGCUUAAUCAAGGUUUUGUAACACUGACUUUAUCCUUAAAGAAUAGUGCAUAGGUAGAAGUACCCGGCCCCAAAAUGCUAACUGAGCUACCUUUAUCAUUAAGUGCAGUGGGUUACUGCUGUGUACAUUCACACAGGUUUGCCUGUUAUUUGAUUUUUUAAAAUGUAUAUUUUGUAAGUUCUAUUCAUUAAAUGCACAAAGCUUCCUUGGGAAGGUUACCCCCCCCCAACCCAAACAGAUGCAUCAAUAAUAAAAACCAACAUGGGCCAGCCACAUUAACAAGUCAACAUAAACGCAAACCAUUUACAGCAUACAAGGCUGCCUUUCUUUGGUCGCAGUGCCCUUGCAGAAUCAUUGUAGCUCCCAAGUAAACCUGGUCAAGCUUUCUGUGAGGCCUUUUAAAAUACAUGCUUGGGGGAAGAGAAUGACAAGAGUCCAAGAAGAAAUAGAAUCCUACUAUUCUAAGGCAGGUAGCAGCAUAACUUAUUACUGUGAUCCUCCGCAAUGUCAUCAACAGAGGAAAUGUGCAUAAUAAUGCCAUUAUUUUGUUACAUAAUUUAGAAGAAAGUCACCAGAGCAACUAAAGGCACUUGUAAAAAGUGAGUAUGUAACUCUUCCAAAGUCCUCACAGAGCACCUUGCUAUUUUCAGGCAUUUUU
Molecule: messenger RNA, 3976 nt
Organism: Podarcis muralis (Common wall lizard)
Lineage: Eukaryota; Metazoa; Chordata; Lepidosauria; Squamata; Lacertidae
Gene: CCNB2
Product: cyclin B2
Biological process (GO): mitotic cell cycle phase transition
Molecular function (GO): cyclin-dependent protein serine/threonine kinase regulator activity
Source: RefSeq, a predicted model, not a curated record